GGAAACACACAAAAAAAAAAAAAAAAGAAAAUAAAAACGAAGGUCAAAACCGUCAUAAAAAUUAAACUUUGUUUCCUUAUGGUUCAGAGUAUCAUAACUGCUCUUCUUCUCUUCUCUCCAUAAAACCUCAAACAACACCCUUCACUUUUGUCUUUCCUCACUUUCAUGGAUUUAGAUUCCUCUCUAUCCAUUCUUCUUUAGUCAAAUUUUCUUCUCAACCAAACAAACAAUCACCCUUAUUUUCUUUUUGGUUGGCUUUUGAUUUUGUUUCAGUUGAAAGAACGGAGAAUAUUUUCUCUGUUCUAUCGAUCAAUGGUGUUUCAUUCAAUCUCAGAAAGGAGAAAAAACUCAAACAAGAGCGAAACUGAAACUGUUAUGGCUUCUUCUUCGACCUUGAAAUCCCAGCCUCUUCAUAACUUUCAAUUACAUGACCUUAAAUGGGCCAUGAACCACACCAACAACCACCGCCUUCGAAAACUCUCCGAUUCCUCUCAGAAAUCUCCUGAACGCGGCGAUACUGAUUCUGACUCCGAUAAUAAUCGGAAGGGGAAUCUAGUGUGCGAAGCUCUUUCAAAGAACGGAGCUUUUUCAGGUUCUUCCCCUGAUAAGAAAGUCAUCAAUGGUUCUGAUGUUUUGGUUGACAAUAACUCUGAGAAGAAAGCUACUCCUUCGGACGGUAGAUCGAAGAUCUAUAUACGUUUACGAACGAAGAAUCAGAAGUCUGUUGAUGAGGUUGCUGAUGUAGGAGAUCAGAACUUAAGUGUUGAAGACGUUGAAGAAUUUGUUCCCAAGACGUGGAAUCUGAGGCCUAGGAAGCCGAUUUCUAAACCUCCGAAUCAGAAUGGAAGCGCGCCGAAGAUCGGAGCUUCGACGCACGAGAACAAAACUCAUAGGCUGGAAUCGACCCGGUCAAGAAAUGCAACCGAACCCAAAGCGGCUGAGAAGAAGGAGAAGAAACAGAAGUUCUCAAUUUCCCUUUCUAGAGAAGAAAUUGAUGAUGAUAUCUUUGCCAUGACCGGGUCAAAGGCCUCUAGGAGGCCAAAGAAGCGAGCCAAGAAUGUUCAGAAACAACUGGAUUACGUGUUUCCUGGAUUGUGGUUAGCUUCGAUAACGCCUGAUUGCUACAGAGUUCCUGAGGCUCCUAUAAAGGGUUAGAUGGAACUGUUGCUAAAACGGUGAAUUUGGAGGGUGGGGAUAAGGGUGACUGCUAAACUUUUUUUUUGCAGGUGUAGAAUGAGCUUGUAGAGACAAAAGGGUAACAAAUGUAUCUUGUUUUUGUGCCUUUUUGUCUAAUCCAUGACGAGUUUAGAGGGAUGGCGAGAGACAGUUAUAUUAUGAAUCUUGUUAUGAGUAGUUACAGAUUGUAAAUAUGACUUAUCAGUUUCAUAAAUAGGGUUUUUACCGUUUCAGUUUAUGUAAAAGGAAAUCUUUUUUUUUUUAUCAGGAGAUCUUUUAGAUCUUUAGGUUAUGAGUACUUGUUUGUUGUUCAUGGAACUGGUUUAAAUGUUAGAGCAUAAUAACUGUUUAUUGAUCCGGAAAGUUUGGGGUGUAUACUUGUUUUGAUGUGCAUGUGUUUCUUUCUUAUUUAGUUCUUUGUAAUGCACGGUUUGGAUAAAGUGUAGUUAGUUACUGGCAGUUGAUUGAUUGGAGAAAUGUCUCAAUAAUUAUCGGAUAUUAGUUAUGAGCACGUGUUCAUUAUUGAUGGAUUGAGUAGAUACGAGCACGUGUUAGUAAUUAAGGGAUUGAGUAAUUCUGAGCACGUGUUAAUGAUUAAUGGAUCGAGUAGUUCUGAGCACGUGUUAGUAAUUAAAUGGAUUAAGUAGGUAUGAGAAUGUGUUAGUAGUUAACGGAUUGGGUGGUUCUGAGCUGGUGUUAGUAAUUAACGUAUAAGUAGUUCUGCGCACGUGGGCAUGCUUGAGCUACUGUCUGUUAUGUUGAGAAUACAGAGUGCUGGAGGCAUACAAUUUAUGGAAUCCAUAUAUGGUUGGAAUGUGCUUUAAUGAUUGAUUUGCAACAGUGGAAUCUCUGAGUUCUUUCUUGCUUUUUAAAUGUACACUU
Messenger RNA from Durio zibethinus, 2058 nucleotides. RefSeq lists its product as uncharacterized. Lineage: Eukaryota; Viridiplantae; Streptophyta; Magnoliopsida; Malvales; Malvaceae. The record is from RefSeq and is a predicted model, not a curated record.